AUGGAUUUCUCUCUCCUAUCAGAGGCCUUGACCUCCAAAUCGUAUGAAAAGGUCGCCGAUAUCUGUGACGAACACAUGCUUCAGGUCGCAGCUGAGGGCGUUGCUUUUCAGGAGGACUGGCCCUACGCCAUUCAUCUUCUCGGUCACAUUUACGCUGAAUUUGAUCUGUCGGGUGGUAAAUAUGCAGUAAUAGUAUGCGGUUUCUUUGGAAAUCAAUGCCUGCCACUCUCAAAGAGGGCAAUCCAGAAGUCAUUGCUGCUUGGAAAAUUGGCCAGAAGUUGUGGAUGCGAGACUAUGGGGGGUGUGUAUGAAGCUAUUCGUGGAUAUGAUUGGAGUCAGGAAGCUCAAGGUCUUGUUGCAGCCUUUUCAGGCAAGUUUUUCUAG
Prunus armeniaca (apricot) is the source of this 384-nucleotide messenger RNA. The record is from the annotation of a GenBank genome assembly. NCBI's taxonomy places the organism in Eukaryota, Viridiplantae, Streptophyta, Magnoliopsida, Rosales, Rosaceae.